Messenger RNA from Myripristis murdjan (pinecone soldierfish), 2675 nucleotides. It is a transcript of the gene rcc1, whose product is annotated as regulator of chromosome condensation 1. The transcript has 10 exons. The record is from RefSeq and is a predicted model, not a curated record. Gene Ontology annotation, cellular component: cytoplasm. NCBI's taxonomy places the organism in Eukaryota, Metazoa, Chordata, Actinopteri, Holocentriformes, Holocentridae. The coding region runs from base 162 to 1406 and encodes 414 amino acids. Gene Ontology annotation, molecular function: guanyl-nucleotide exchange factor activity.
CGGUGGUGUGUGCCUCUUCCUCUUUAAGGAGGCAGGCACGCCGGAAGACCAAACGCCACGCGCCUUGUGUGUCAGUAGUCCGGGACCCGGGAGCCGCCGCCGCACCUUCACUCUGGACAGCUGACAUCUCCUCUCUCUGACCACUACAGUCUGUCGCUGCCAUGCCUGCUAAAAAGACUCCCAGCAAGAGGAAAUCUGAGAUCAAAGAGGAGGAUGAUCAAGUUUCUAAGAAAGUAAAAGUGACUCACAGGAGCCAUGGGAAGGAUACAGGUCAGGUUCUUGUGCUUGGCCAGGGUGAUGUUGGACAGCUGGGUCUCGGCGAGGACAUCAUUGAGCGGAAGAAGCCGGCCCUAGUGACCCUGCCAGAGGGCAUUGUGCAAGUAAUAGCUGGAGGCAUGCACACUGUGUGCCUCAGUGACACUGGCAGUGUCUACACGUUUGGGUGUAACGACGAGGGUGCCCUUGGUCGGGAUGGGUCUGAGAUGGUUCCAGAGAAGGUGGUGCUGGAGGAGAAGGUUGUUCAGGUGUCUGCUGGUGACAGCCACACGGCUGCACUCACAGAAGAUGGCACAGUGUACCUGUGGGGCUCCUUCAGGGAUAACAAUGGUGUUAUUGGUCUUCUGGAACCCAUGAAAAAAUGUGCCUUUCCUGUCAAAGUACCCAUGAGAGAGCCUGUUGUGAAAAUUGUGUCAGGCAAUGACCACCUUGUAAUGGUGACAGUGGAGGGAAAUCUCUUCACCUCAGGCUGUGGAGAGCAGGGGCAGCUGGGAAGGGUGCCUGAGCUGUUCUCGAACAGAGGCGGCAGGAAAGGCCUUUCAAGGUUGCUGGUGCCCCAGGAGGUAAAAGUCAAAGGCAAGGUUCACUUCGUCGAUGCCUUCUGUGGAGCGUACUUCACCUUUGCCGUAUCUAGAGAAGGUUAUGUGUACGGGUUCGGCCUGUCCAACUACCACCAGCUUGGGACUAAAAGCAACAAGAUGUGUUUUGUCCCAGUGAAACUGACAUGCUUCAAAAACUCUACCACCUCUUGGGUCGACUUCUCAGGAGGACAGCACCACACAGUCUGCCUUGAUGCUGAAGGACAGGUGUACAGCCUGGGCAGAGCAGAGUACGGUCGUCUUGGUCUAGGCCAAGGGGCUGAGGAGAAGAGCGAGCCCACACGUGUGACAGGGAUUGAGCCAGCCAGUGCCGUGACAUGCGGGGCGUCUGUCAGCUAUGCUGUCACUAGAGAAGGAUCAGUGUAUGCGUGGGGAAUGGGCACCAACCUUCAGCUUGGCACAGGUGAGGAGGAUGACGAGUGGAACCCUGUGAAGAUGACAGGCAAGCAGCUGGAGAACCGUGCUGUAAUAAUGGCCUCCAGUGGGGGGCAGCACACAGUCCUUUUGGUGAAAGACAAACAGGAGAGUUGAUGUCUCCCUCAGGCAGAGAGUGAUGGGUGAUGUUUUGAUCUGUUGUCAGUGGGUUCCUGUUAAGAUGCCUAAGUAUUGGGAGGGGGUUAAGCCACAUGUGACUUUCUGUGCUGAGCCAAGAGAGUGUAAGGGGGGGAGAGGUGAGGUUUGACCUCACCUAUGACAGCUCUCCUGCCCCCGAGAUGGAGAAAACUUUCAUGGGAUGUUUUCUGUAGAUCAUGGCAAACAAGGGACUAUUUUUUUUUUUUUUUUUUAACUAGUUUUUGAUUUUUGUUCUGGAUUAUUUCCAAUAAACACCUUUUAGUAUGACUGUGAGAUGGUAUGUGUGAUGUUUAUGAAUGUUUGAUUGUGCUUGUAUGCAUGUAAAUAAGAAAAGGGAGAGGACAAGCCCUCCCAUCUACAACCUUUUUAAAUUUUAUUUUCUUAAAAUGUUUUUUUUUUUGUUUUUGUUUUUGUUUGAAGCAAUAAUUCAAGUCCAUUUCAGUGCAGUUAAGUCUGAAUCUGUUUAUUUUACCCAUAGCACACAAAAUUGCUGUUAUUUGAACAUUUGAGUAGCAAUUCAUACUGUAUUAUCCUUUUUCUUGCUUUGUCCAAUCUGAAAAUAAAGAUGAAUUUUUAAAAUUUCAAGUCUUUUUAUGAGAUGCAGUAACGCUAGUCAUUUACACCUUAUGUGACAUGUUAGCACGUCUGCUGAAGGGAGAAACAAAGCAGACUCCCCGUGUUAUUCCAAUGAAGUUUGACAGUUCGGUGUUGAUCUGCCGCACUUCUUUGUGUUCACAAAAGACAAGUUCUUUUCAUUGAAGUCUUGGAGACGCUCUGCUGUAAUUGAAUGAAAGGAAAACCUUUUAGGAACACACUACCUAUUGUAGAACGUAUGUGCACAUGUACUACUAUAAUGAGAUAAUUUGCCAAAAUGUUAAGCAGGAUUCCGCGUUAGAGAAUGGAGGUUUUGUUUCUUGCUUAUACACAGAUGACAGACUUUGUCUGCCUACUUUAGAAGAGAAACUUCCAUGUCAGAUCAUAUAGGAAUACUUUUUGACCUUUAUGAGGCAUUUAAUGCUGUCAUUACAAUCAUCAAAUUGGUUUAAGCCUGCACUUGGUUCGACUGGUGAGAAAGAGAAAGUAUUGCUGAAGAUUGCAGAGAGUUUCAAUGCCUUGUCCAAGGACGUGACAGUGUAUUUUUACAGUCUUGGUUGUUGCAGUCUUGUCAAUUGUCCAAACAUUCUGUCCUCACUGAUUAUUAGCUGAUAAUAAAAAGUUUUCAUUUAA